Frankliniella occidentalis (western flower thrips) is the source of this 2264-nucleotide messenger RNA. RefSeq names its product histidine-rich glycoprotein-like. The transcript has 2 exons. NCBI's taxonomy places the organism in Eukaryota, Metazoa, Arthropoda, Insecta, Thysanoptera, Thripidae. The coding region runs from base 70 to 1494 and encodes 474 amino acids. The record is from RefSeq and is a predicted model, not a curated record.
GCAAUCAGCACUCAGUCUUCUUCCAGUCCGCCCCGAGCGGCCCGCCCUCAGGAACACACGCCGGCGGAAAUGGGAGACAAGACCAUGGACAAGCUCCGGGUCCAGGCCGUCCAGCUCCUGGUGGCCUCCAUGGCGGCCGCCGUGCUGCUGUGCGCGGCGCCGGCCGCCAGUGCACCUUCACCCAAGCUCGCCGAUGGCGCCAGCUUGCUGCCCGACGCGGCCGUGGCGGCGGCCGCCCCGGUGCCGCAGGUGGUGCUGGCCACCGCCCCGAAGGCCGUCAGGGCGCCCAUCUCGCCCAGCUCGCUGAUUCCCCACGACGACGUGGGCACGUCCGAGGACCGCAUUCGCUUGGUGACCGCGCCAAAGGCGAAGAGGUCCAGCUUCUUCGAGGCGUACAGCAGCCACGCGGACUACCACAGCGCGAACCACGGUCACCACGCCAGCCACAAGCAUCAGCACAAGGCGGACCACAAGCAUCACCACAAGGCGGACCAUAAGCAUCACCACGGACACCACCACGGCCACCACCACAGCCACAAGCACGAGCAGGAGCACAAGCAUGAGUCCCAUCACAAGCAUCACCACAAGGACCACCAUCACCACAAGCAUGAGGAGCAUCACCACCACGACCAUGAAGUGCAUCACCACCACAAGCACGAGGAGCAUCACCAUCACGAACACAAGAUCCACCACCACCACAAGCACAAGGAAGAGCAUCACCACGACCACAAAAACGACCAUGGCCACAAACACGGCCACCACCACAAGCACGAGGAGAAGCACGAGCACGAGCACAAGCAUCACCAGCAGCAUCACCACAAGCACGAGAACGACCAUCAUCACGAGCAUCACGAGCAUCACCACGAGGGCCACAAGCAUCACCACGAGGAGAAGCACGAACAUGGUCACCACCACGCCCACAAGCAGGAGCAUCACCACAAACACGAACAGGAACACAAACACGGCCACAAGGAAGACCACCACCACAAACACAGCCACCACCACGGCCACCACCACAAGGAAGAACAUCACCACAAGCUCCAUCACGAACACAAACAUGGCCACAAACACGGCCACCACCACAGCCACCACGAAGACCACCACGAAGAACACAAACAUGGUCACCACCACAAGCACCACCAGGACCAUCACCACGACCACAAACACGGCGAGGAGCACAAGCACCACCACGACCAUCACGAGAGCCACAAGGAGGAGCAUCACCACAAACACAAACACGAGCAGAAACACGAACACAAACACCACGAAUCUCACGGUCACCACCACCACCAUGGCCACGAACACAAGGCAGACCACAAACACGAACAUCACGCCCACCACCAUCACGGCCACCACUCCCAGCAUCAACACGACGGACACCACCACCACGAGGGGCUGUUCGACCACGGCCACCACUCCGGCUACAAGGCCGAGGUGGCCGCCGCCCCUCUGGACUCCUUCGGGGGCCUCGAACUGGGAGGAGGGCUCUUCUAGUGAGUCGGAGCAGCCCGGGCCAUCCAGAGCGUCGUUCGUCGCCCUCGGACCAGGAGCAUAUCCCCAGGACGGCGCCGGCUGGCGCAUCACCGCUUUCGUCGUCCUGGCGACACUGCUGGAGCCGCGGCCGUGGAGCCCGGGGGUGCACAGCAGCUGGCCAAAGUGUUUUCUCGUCUUGUGAUAUGUAAGUUACCAAGUCCUGUUAUUGUGUUCAAAGAGUUUACCCUUGUUGUUACCUGUGAGUGCUUGUGGAUCUGUUUUUCGUUCUCAUCCUUCUUAACGGUGUGUUGACUGGUGCUGUGCUAGAGCUAGAGUGUCUGUGAUAAGUAGCCCUUCCUGUCGCCUCUCGUCUAUGUUUGUAUGCCUCCCUUUCUUCAAUCUGCUCCCUCUCUGCCUGCCUCUUUCUCUCGAUAACUUCUUAUUGCUUGUGUAGCCGGCUGUGGCGAUACGUUAAUGGGCUCGACUUGUGGGGGAAAUCGACUGAAAAAUUAUGCUCUUGUGCAUGGCACCACGCGAUGGUGGGGCAAUUCGUCUGUAAAGUCGUUACGCUCCUCUGGUCUGGCGCUCCUUGAGCAUGCCUGACCCAUAUUGUAAACGUCUGUGGUUCAAAUCAUUUUCACGUCCGGGCGGCAAACUGCUGCCAUUGUUGCGUUGCUAUUCACUUGCACAAUUGUUUUUUACUGUUAACGAAAACUAAAAUGUGAAAAAAGAAGGAAACUGUUAGUCACUACAAACAAAGCGUUACAAUAAAAUGACGUUUUUUAACCAAA